Talaromyces proteolyticus is the source of this 1865-nucleotide messenger RNA. RefSeq names its product glucan synthesis regulatory protein. Gene Ontology annotation, biological process: regulation of fungal-type cell wall biogenesis; cell wall biogenesis. The coding region runs from base 169 to 1782 and encodes 537 amino acids. The transcript has 2 exons. Gene Ontology annotation, cellular component: mating projection tip. The record is from RefSeq and is a predicted model, not a curated record. NCBI's taxonomy places the organism in Eukaryota, Fungi, Ascomycota, Eurotiomycetes, Eurotiales, Trichocomaceae.
GUACACCCGUCUUGCGCUUCAUCCAACGCCCUGGUUCUUUCCCAAUAUCACCUGUAUGCUGGCUGCGCACGACCGCUGUUCAGCCUGAUUGACGAACUCCAAUGAUUUACUUACCUGCGAAAUAAAACACAACUGUCUUCUUUUCGCACCAUACAUUUAAUCGCCGCUAUGCCGCCUCAACCAAUGUCUGCGUCGAUUGGUUCAGCAUGGCGUUCUUUUUGGCAUACCAUGACCUCCUAUGACCGCCAUGCAUCUCAUGACUCUCCUUACCGCACUGGGCGGCACGUCCCUUUGGAUUCCAGCCGCCGCGAUACCCUCACUUCCGUAACCACCGCAGCAGAAUCCCGUCCAGACCUUUCAUCCUUCGAGGAAGAAGAAGCUUCCAAAGCACCAUUAGGCUCAGUGUCUAAUGGCUGGUCGGCCUCCCCUGGUGGUGGUAUAGGCUCCCCUACCCGUCCCUACUCUCCUGGUAUCAGAUCGUUGACUUCACAACGGAGAACGUCUAAUGACCAGGGUACUGAUGGAGCCGGCGCUGGGGAGAUACAAAUGCAAAGUUUUCAUGACGGUGCUCCACCGCCUCCUCCUGUCACUCACUCUUGGAAAAAAAUUGAUCGCUGGGCGGAAGACCAUUACGAAGAGCUAUUCGAUCAAUUGUGCGAAGGAUGCACACAAAAUGAUGUGAACGAAUUAGAACACGAGUUGGAUUGCAGUCUACCGCUCGAGGUACGAGAAUCAUUGCAGAUACAUGAUGGACAAGAAAGAGGUGGCCUCCCGACAGGUAUUAUCUUUGGGUGUAUGCUUCUUGACUGCGAAGAGAUCGUCCAUGAAUGGAAGAAUUGGCGAACUGUGUCUGAAGAGUUCUUUCAAAGUUCAUCAAUAGCUCCACCGCAGCCCCCUUUGAAGGCCUUUGGGGGAUCCUCUUCGGCAGGGCCUUCUCAACAAACCGCGAAUCCUUUGUGGAGAAACGAACUUCUAGAGCGUCAAGACUCGCAGCCGCCUCGUGCUAUUCAGAAAACAUAUGCACACCCUGGUUGGAUUCCUCUUGCCCGCGAUUGGGGCGGAAACUGUAUCGCUGUUGAUCUCGCUCCAGGCCCUGCAGGCAAGUGGGGUCAGGUUAUCAUCUUCGGACGUGAUUACGAUUGCAAAUACGUGAUUGCUCGUUCUUGGGCUGCAUUUUUAUCCAUCGUUGCCGAUGAUUUUUCCAAUCCCAAUGUGUUCGUGGAUGAGGAAUCCGGAGAACUCAAACUCAAACUAUUCAAGAAACAGAACGUGGAGCCUCCUUAUUUGGAGAUUAUGCGGUGGAGAGUAGAUCAGAGGUUUGGGAGACGACCACGACGGAAGCCUGCCAAUGGCCUGGGCCUCAAUACCAACGUCGAUAAGUCUCGAGGUUCUCCGUAUGGAAGCCCGGCCCCAAGCGAGGACCGCGGUCGGUCACCUCAUCGUUUCAACAACCGUGGAGCAACUCAAAGUCCCAAAACACAGUUUGGUGUUUCGAGUCCGCUGGCUCGUGUCACGGAGGAAGUCUCCAGCCCCGCUAACGAUAAAGCUCCCCAAGCGAUAUCUAAACAAAGGGCUCCUUCGGGCGAAGAUCUGAUGGAAAUGUCUACUCCAAUCAUAGCGGAUGCUCCCCAGGACACUACGGCUGAUUCGAAAGUCCUCGGCAAAGCACCUCUACAGGAGGUUCCUAUUUCCGAGAAACCAUCCCAAAACGGCUCUGCUUCAGAUAAUGCAACAGUUCUCGACACAGAGAAUCUUGGCGAGAUGAAGACAGUGGCGAUCUAGAUAUGACGAAGAACGCGUAAUGCUCUGUUGUUAAGUUAAUGGCCUUCUUGUUUGCUGCUCUUCCAUUCCGACGCGUCAAGAUC